AUGCCCAAACAGUGGCUUUCAAGGAAAUUCGAGAUGAUAAGAUUGCUAUUAUCUGGAUCUUUAUCCUCCAUCAAUCAAGCUCAACUGCUCCCACUUGUCGAUGAGCUUGUGUUUUCGAUUUUGAUUUGUCUAGUGUCAAAUCAGAGAGGGUUGAUACUCAAUGUUCCGCCUGAGCAUGUCAGACUUACUAGGAAGACGGUCGAGCAGAUCAUGAUUAUUGUCUUUGGAUUCACGACCAGUUCUACCAUUCUCGACUCGGAAUUAACGGAUCUGCCCUCUGCUCUAUUUAUCAAAACAUCGUCAAACCACAGCACAACAGAGUCACCUCCCGUCACGCCAACAAAGGACAGCGCACCGCCUAUACCAACAACAUACCGACGACGGCCAUUUCGCAGUGAAACAAUGCCGGUUCAAACAACGACAGCACAGGAAGCUGAAAUAUCCGUCGUGGACGAUGACGACGAGGAUCGUGCUGCUAAUUGGAGAGCAGUAAGGAAUGCUAGCGUAUCAGCACCACCUCUACCGCCCAACAUUCUCGUACACAGCAACAGCAGUACCAGCAAUGUCAAUUCAUUCACAAAUCCAAUGCCGAAAGAAAAUGCUGAAUCUCUGACAGCAUCACGUGGUGGACGUGUAUCGAAUAGUAAUCUGAGGUUUUUCGCAUCGCGGAAUUCGUUGACUGUUGGAGGCGGCUUGUUGGCGAGUCAAUUGAGUGUGAAUGUUGCUGGGAAGAAGCUACCGAAUGCUGUGAUUUUAGAGGGAUUGGAGAAUGUGGAUGCUACUAUACAGGCUGCGUUGUUAGAGAUAAUUGUGACGCAACAAGUCAAGGAAAAGAAUGCAGUGCAUAAUCUGCCUGAUCCGUUCAUUAUUGUUGUAGUGGUCUCCAACUCGAAGCAGCCUGCAAUAAUACCUCAGUUGCUCGAUCGAAUCUUUCUCUGCCAUUACAACGAAGGCCCAUUGCCAAAACUAGCUCCACACAACUUGAUUAUUAAGACGAUUAUCUCGCCAGAGGAAUUGGCCGAGUUGCGGUCACAAGCUAAAAACGUCUAUGUGCAUCCCGACGUAGCAACAUACUGCAGAGACAUAAUCACAUCGCUGAGAAAUCACAAGCUGGUCCAAACAGGUGUAACUGCGUUGGCGUCUAGAGAUCUGAGUACCGCUGCAACGACUGUGGCAGCAAUACUUGGAUACAAUAUAAUGACUCCAGCUCAUGUCUCGAUUAUCGCAAGUCACGUUCUCGCUCACAGGCUUAUGCUGGCUCAUUUGUCGCUAUAUUCUACUGAUGAGAUACGACAUGAGUUUGAGCACGUUUCGGCGCUGGAUAUUGUUGAGAGUUCUGUUGCGCAGGUGCCGUCACCUCAAUGA
This is a messenger RNA of Synchytrium microbalum, 1365 nucleotides long. RefSeq lists its product as uncharacterized. The transcript has 7 exons. NCBI's taxonomy places the organism in Eukaryota, Fungi, Chytridiomycota, Chytridiomycetes, Synchytriales, Synchytriaceae. The coding region runs from base 1 to 1365 and encodes 454 amino acids. The record is from RefSeq and is a predicted model, not a curated record.